AUGGGUUCCCUUUGGUCAUUUACCGCUUGGGGCAUAGAUAUAAUUGGACCAAUAGAGCCUCCUGCAUCAAAUGGACAUCAUUUCAUCCUUGUGGCUAUCAAUUAUUUCACAAAAUGGGUCGAAGAUAAUGCAGCCAAUCUCAACAGUGAUCUUAUGAAGGAAAUUAAUGAGCGAUUUAAGAUUGCUCAUCAAAAUUCCAUAACUUAUCGUCCACAGAUGAAUGGAGUAGUUGAAGCUGCAAACAAGAAUAUCAAGAAGAUUUUAAGGAAGAUAGUGGAUAGUCACAGACAAUGGCAUGAGAAGUUACCAUAUGCUCUGCUUGGUUAUCGUACCACCAUCAGAACUUCCACUGGGGCAAAUCCUUAUAUGUUGGUUUAUGGUUCAAAAACAGUAAUGCCUACUAAAGUAGAAAUACCAUCUUUAAGGAUUAUUCUAGAGGUCGGUUUAGAUGAUGUAGAAUGGAUUUGCAGUAGGAUUGAACACUUGAUUCUCAUUGAUGAGAAAAAAAUAGACGCAGUUUGUCAUGGUCAACUCUAUCAGAACAGAAUGGCCAAAGCAUUCAACAAGAAAGUCAAACCUCGAUAG
Solanum dulcamara is the source of this 585-nucleotide messenger RNA. RefSeq lists its product as uncharacterized. Gene Ontology annotation, molecular function: nucleic acid binding. The transcript is spliced from 2 exons. NCBI's taxonomy places the organism in Eukaryota, Viridiplantae, Streptophyta, Magnoliopsida, Solanales, Solanaceae. The record is from RefSeq and is a predicted model, not a curated record. Gene Ontology annotation, biological process: DNA integration. The coding region runs from base 1 to 585 and encodes 194 amino acids.